AUGAGCGCUUCUAGAUUUAUAAAGUGCGUCACAGUCGGUGAUGGCGCUGUCGGGAAGACUUGUCUCUUGAUUUCCUACACCCGUAACACCUUCCCCACGGUAAUCAUCUCUUCAUCAAACGCCUUCAGCCCAACUAAAGCACUGUUACACACUUAUUUCUCUUCGGACGUUUCUAUGGUUUCCAUGGGAACGGAGGAGGAUGAUAUGAAUGAGGCAACAACUUCAUCCGCUACAUGGCUUUUUUUCUUAAGAACAACUAAUUUAUUGCAUGAUAUUGGUGAUGAGGCAAGUUUAUCAGCACUAUGGGAGAGAUAUCAAAGUGUCUCUGAAAAGAUCCAUUUUCUUAGCGUUCUUUCUCAAAAUCAGGAGGGAGUCAACACAGAACCCUCUCUAGGGUUCGUUUCUGCCCCUGUAUACAGGAGAAGAAGAAAAUCAAUUGUCAAGAGGAGAGGAGAUCCGUUCACCUGGAGAUACGGUUACCACUGGGCAGAAAUACAAAAGGCUUUUCAUAUAUUUCUUAAACAAUUUUUUGUAAUAUACAAGAAUUGGGAGCCAUUAGAUUUAGAUAAUUCCAUAGAACCUUUCAUUGAUUCAAGGGAUCCUCUUUCUGAAAAAAGAUUGCAGUGGCAUCAGAAGGCAGUCAUAUCAGUGAUGGAAGCUGGUGGUCUUAAUUGGUUAGUAGGUGCUAACAAAUAUGGUGUCAUUAUCAUUGUUGUUGCUGUUGGAUACGGAUAUGUUUGGUGGAAGGGUUGGAAACUUCCUGAUAUGAUGUUUGCUACAAAAUGAAGUUUAUCUGAUGCCACAUAUGCUUUAGCUAAAUAGCUUGACACUGUUUACUCAUCACUUGCAGUAAGUUAUUUAAAAACUUUGUUAUUAAUUUGGGUUGUUUAUUAUGUUGUUUAGGCUACAAAGAGACAUUUAUCUACAAGGAUUGACCGUGUUGAUAGUAGUUUAGAUGAGGUUGCAGAAAUUACUGCUGCUAAAAAAGAGGAGGUACGACAAGAUAAAGAAGUUGAUGCAUAACAUCUGAUAAAUUAUUUUUACAUGAGAGUAGGCUGAGUAGGGUUGAAUUGAAAUAGGGAAAUCCAUCAAGUUCAUCAAGGCCAGCUCUUGAAUUACCACAGUGGGUAAACUUCUAAUCUUAUACAAAUCCAAUGAUUUGCUAAAUUCA
Messenger RNA from Lactuca saligna, 1171 nucleotides. Lineage: Eukaryota; Viridiplantae; Streptophyta; Magnoliopsida; Asterales; Asteraceae. The record is from the annotation of a GenBank genome assembly.